Anopheles maculipalpis is the source of this 3589-nucleotide messenger RNA. RefSeq names its product transient receptor potential protein (gene trp). Gene Ontology annotation, molecular function: store-operated calcium channel activity; protein binding; inositol 1,4,5 trisphosphate binding. NCBI's taxonomy places the organism in Eukaryota, Metazoa, Arthropoda, Insecta, Diptera, Culicidae. Gene Ontology annotation, biological process: regulation of cytosolic calcium ion concentration; calcium ion transmembrane transport; manganese ion transport. The record is from RefSeq and is a predicted model, not a curated record. Gene Ontology annotation, cellular component: cation channel complex; membrane. The transcript is spliced from 15 exons. Bases 8 to 3589 code for a protein of 1193 amino acids.
UCACACGAUGAAGAAAGCGACCGAGUCGCGCGAAAAUCUCGUCAACUCGGCGGUUUCGCUCGAGGAUGGCACGACCGAACCGGUGGACGAUCAUCCUUCAACGGUGCGCUCGAUGAAGAGCGCCACGUCCGAGUUUGACCUCGAUGUGCAGGAUAUAGUGCUGACGAAAACCGAAAAGCGCUUCCUGCUCACCGCGGAACGGGGUGAUUGCGCAACUGUAAGAAGAAUCAUCCAAGAAAAUAGGGAACAGCCGGAAGAGUUCGACAUUAACUGUGUGGACCCGCUCAACCGUUCCGCCCUGAUAGCGGCCAUCGAAAACGAAAACAUCGAGCUGAUAAAUCUGCUGCUGCGUGAAGGUAUCAAAGUCAAGGAUGCACUGCUGCACGCCAUCAAGGAGGAGUACGUCGAGGCGGUGGAAACGUUGCUGCUGUGGGAAGAGGAAAACCAUAUACCGGGCGAACCCUACAGCUGGGAAGCGGUUGACCGGUCCUCGUCGUCGUUUACCGCCGACAUUACGCCUCUCAUACUGGCAGCUCAUAAAAAUAAUUACGAAAUUCUCAAAAUUCUACUCGACCGCGGUGCCACACUGCCGAUGCCGCAUGACGUACGGUGUGGCUGUGACGAGUGCGUUACCUCCAGCGAGCAGGACUCUCUGCGCCACUCGCAGUCACGUAUCAACGCGUACAAGGCGCUGUCGUCCAGCUCCCUGAUAGCACUCAGCUCAAAGGAUCCCAUUUCGACCGCGUUCCAUCUGUCGUGGGAGUUGCGACGCCUCAGCCGUAUGGAGACGGAAUUUCGGGCCGAGUACACGCAAAUGCGUCUAUCGGUGCAGGAGUUUGCGACGGCUCUACUCGACCAUGCCCGCACCUCGAACGAGCUAGAGAUCAUGCUCAACUAUAGUCCCGGUGCGGUAGAUAACUGGGAACCGGGCGAACGGCAAACUUUGGAGCGAUUGAAGCUUGCCCUUAACCACAAGCAAAAGAUGUUUGUCGCACAUCCCAACGUACAGCAGCUGUUGGCGGCCAUCUGGUACGAGGGCUUACCAGGCUUUCGGCGCAAAUCGAUCGUCGGACAGAUCAUGCAGGUGGCCAAGCUGGGCACUAUGUUUCCUGUGUACAGCAUGAUCUACAUGAUAGCGCCGAACUCGCACAUGGGUCUGUUUAUGAAGAAACCUUUCGUGAAGUUUAUCGUCCAUUCUGCUAGCUAUGCGUUCUUUCUAAUGCUGCUUGGUGGUGCAUCGCAACGGGUUGAAUAUCUUGCUAUCGAAUGGUUUGGACCGGACUGGGCCCAGGACAUACUGGCGGAAUGGAAGCGCAAGGAGCGUGGCUCACUGCCCGGGAUGUUCGAGUGUCUAGUGAUACUCUACAUCAUAAGUUUGAUAUGGCAUGAGAUGAAAUCACUUUGGAACGAUGGACUAAUGGAGUACGUGUCCGAUCUUUGGAACAUCGUCGACUUCAUCUCGAACACGUUCUACAUCGUGUGGAUGAGUUUGCGCUUCACCUCCUGGUACACGGUUUGGCGCGACGCUAAAGCAGGCCUGAAUCCUUGGUAUCCGCGCGAACAGUGGGACCCGUUCGAUCCGAUGCUACUGUCCGAGGGUGCGUUCGCUGCCGGCAUGAUCUUCUCCUUCCUGAAGCUCGUGCACAUCUUCUCGAUCAAUCCCCAUCUUGGGCCGCUGCAGGUAUCGCUCGGCCGUAUGAUUAUCGACAUCAUCAAGUUCUUCUUCAUCUACACGCUGGUACUGUUCGCGUUCGGCUGUGGGCUGAACCAGCUGCUCUGGUACUAUGCGGUGCUGGAGAAAAACAAGUGCUACCAUCUGCCGAGCGGAUUGCCGGACUUUGAUAAUAAUGAGAAGGCUUGCGCUAUAUGGAGACGGUUUGCCAACCUGUUCGAAACGUCCCAGUCGCUGUUCUGGGCCUCGUUCGGGCUGGUCGAUCUGAUGGCGUUCGAGCUGAGCGGCAUCAAGAGCUUUACGCGCUUCUGGGCGCUGCUAAUGUUCGGUUCGUACAGUGUGAUCAACAUCAUCGUGCUGCUGAAUAUGCUGAUUGCCAUGAUGAGCAACUCCUACCAAAUCAUUUCCGAGCGUUCCGAUACGGAGUGGAAGUUUGCCCGGUCACGCUUGUGGAUGAGCUACUUUGAGGAUGGUGAUACGCUACCGCCACCAUUCAAUCUAUUCCCGUCAAUCAAAAACUUUACCAACCUAUGCAAAUGUUCCAAUGACAAGCGGUCCACAACGAGCAUUAUUAAACGGAAUCGCGAAAAAGCCCAAAGGCGGCACGAGAACGUCAUGAAAUUGCUUGUGCGGCGUUACGUUACCGCCGAGCAGCGGAAGCGUGAUGACUUCGGUAUCACCGAGGACGACGUGAUGGAGAUCCGGCAGGACAUUAGUACGCUGCGGUACGAGCUUAUCGAUAUACUGCACCAGAACGGCAUGCGAACACCGAACCUGAAGCCGAACGAGAAUGCUAUUGCUGGCAAGAAGGGUCGCGUCAUGGAACGACGAAUACUGAAGGACUUCCAGAUUGGUUUCGUGGAAGGUAUACUGCAAGAUACGUUCAGCUCACCGACCGAAAAACCGGCGGAUGUCUUUAGCACCAUCGCAAAGGCAAUUGGCAAUAAGUCGAGCACGAAGAAAAAGAAGCCGGAGGAUUGGAAUGCAUUGGUACGCCGCAGCACGGUUGCUCGUGAUCCUAUCGGCAACUCGACGGAAGCUAUCAUGCGCCGCAGCCGGCAAAGUUUGCGCAAGCAGAUCCUCGACAACUCGAACAAGGGUCUCGAGAUGGAUACGGACCAUUUGGUCGAGUACAAUCCGAAGCUGUCGGAGGUAACGCCGGUAACGCGCGUUGCGUACGUCAAGUUUAUGACCACUAAGAUGAAGAAGGAUGCGGCAGACGUCGCUGCUGGUGGCAGUGAGACAACCUCGUUCGAGAACGAGCGGCGCCAAUCGUGGAAGCGUAGCUCACUGAAGAAUUUGGUCGAUAUGAAGGACAAGAUAAGCACUCUUGAUGGUAGUGGAGAUGGUGAGCAGCCACCAGCAAAGCAAUCGGAGGGCGAUGAUGCACCAAAGGCAACGGUAACUGUCGAGGAACCGAAGCCGGACGAAUCCGAUUCACCACAGCACCAGCCGGUGGAAGAGGUGCGAGCAGUCGAGCAGCGACCGAAGGUACGUGUCCGAUCGCCCAUUAUCGAGGAUCCCAAUGAGGAGCGUUCGGACACACCGGCCUGUGCCAGUCCACCGCCACCGGCGGAACCGAUCCCGGAGCGCCCAGUGUCACCGAUUCCACCACACAGCCCGCCCCUGGAUCGUCAUCCCGUGCCGGAGUUGGAGGAACCAUCACCACCAACACCGAAGCGUGGGGAGAAAGAAGCCGCUGCAAAGUCCGCGCCCGAAGACACACUCUCGCCCACGGGAUCGACCAAGUCGACGGAAUCGCGCCGGAAGGUGGUAUCACCAUCGGCCAAACCACCGGAACGGCUCACGCUCAGCCCAACUCCUACGGGCACCGAAGAUACGCCCGGACCGGCCGCAUCGCCCUCCAAUCGUGGCAAAUCUAAGAGUACGGGCCGUAACCUGGGCGGCUGGAUCUAG